Gongylonema pulchrum is the source of this 240-nucleotide messenger RNA. Lineage: Eukaryota; Metazoa; Nematoda; Chromadorea; Rhabditida; Gongylonematidae. The record is from the annotation of a GenBank genome assembly.
AUGAUUAUCACUAAUCGCCAUUACUUCUGUCAUCAAGGCCUCGGUAUUAAUGCAUACGAUCUGUCAGUUGAUAUGUUGGAUGUUCACGCCGAUCGAAAUACUUUCCAUCGUUUCGAUAAAUUUAACACCAAAUAUAAUCCUGUUGGUGAGAGCACACUACGUGAAAUAUUCAUCAAAACCGAUAACUACGUCGGAGGAAAGUAUUUCGCUGAAGUGCUAAAAGUAAGACAACUUUUUUAA